Myxocyprinus asiaticus (Chinese sucker) is the source of this 1371-nucleotide messenger RNA. It is a transcript of the gene nme4, whose product is annotated as NME/NM23 nucleoside diphosphate kinase 4. The record is from RefSeq and is a predicted model, not a curated record. The coding region runs from base 79 to 681 and encodes 200 amino acids. The transcript is spliced from 5 exons. Gene Ontology annotation, molecular function: nucleoside diphosphate kinase activity. NCBI's taxonomy places the organism in Eukaryota, Metazoa, Chordata, Actinopteri, Cypriniformes, Catostomidae. Gene Ontology annotation, biological process: UTP biosynthetic process; CTP biosynthetic process; GTP biosynthetic process.
UCAAAAGCAUCGGAGCAUUCUGCGUUUGGAGUCGCACGUUCUUCGGUUGAGUUGUUCAGCAAUAACUUCAGCUGGCAAAUGAAGAUGAUGGGAGUGAGUUUGGCGCGUGCUCUCUGCGUCCAUGCAGCGCGAGCGGCCACGUGGAGUUCCACGCGUGCAAAUCUCUCCUUCGCUUGGCGAUACAGACACGCGCGGUGCUACAGCAGUAAGACAGAUUUUUCUGGUAUAAAAGAAAGGACUUUGGUAGCCAUCAAGCCAGAUGGAGUGCAGAGGCGUCUGAUUGGUGAAGUCGUCAAGCGCUUUGAGCAGCGCGGAUUCCGAUUGGUGGGUUUGAAGAUGCUGCAGGCUCCUGAGGAGUUGUUAGCUCAGCAUUAUGUCUUACUACAGAAGAAACCCUUCUACUCUAGUCUGCUCCACUACAUGACCUCUGGCCCCAUAGUCGCCAUGGUGUGGGAGGGGCAUAAUGUAGUGAGGUCAUCACGCAUGCUGGUGGGCGACACGGACCCUGCUAAAGCUGCACCUGGAACUAUCAGAGGAGAUCUCAGCGUUCAUAUCAGCAGGAAUGUCGUCCAUGCAUCGGAUUCUGUUGAAGGUGCAGAGAAGGAGAUCUCGCUGUGGUUCCAGCGCUCCGAGCUGAUUGACUGGGAGGGGUGUGAUCAUAAAAACAUUUACCAUCUAUGAGACGGAGAAUAAUAUUUCGAAAAAGCGUAACAUCAAUAUAUGUUUAACUGCUGUGGUAUAUGGCCACGCUCGGCUGGAGAUGCAGGAUGGUUUCGGGACCAUUUUCUAAAGCAAAGACAUACUGAUUUGCAAACCGUUUCUGACUGUAGGUCAACCAAUGUUAAAAAUAAUAUUUAUAUAUAUACAAAUAAUAUUUCUCAUCAUUUCAAGUGAUUGAAUGUAAAUAGAGUGAAAUGCUGCAUUUUAUAUAAUGGUUCAUAUAUUUGAAAUUGUCGUGAAUGUUUUUAAAUAUGUAGGCCAAAGUCUUUUUAUUGUUUCUUUGACGCACAAGUACUAGUCAGAAAUGACUAAUUAAUUUACUGAUUUUCUGCAAAGUAAUUAUGAUGUUAAUCAUUCAUUUUUCAAAACUGACAAGUAAUUUUAACUAAAUGUGAACAACAAGGUGCUAGAAAUGACUGAAUGUCCACACACACAAUGCUGACCAAUGUAACAACUGCUAACAAUACACCUCAGUGCCUUUUAUUAAUGAUUUAUUGCAUUGCUCUUCCUUUUAUAAUUAUAAAAAGUGCCUUAUAUAUAUUAAAUUACUACUUGCCUUUUAGCAGAUGUCGUCAACAUGGUUGGAGUUAGAAAAAUUAGAACUAAUAAUGAAAGGGUGUGUAAUAUUGGAAUAAAUAUCUUUAAUAAAAA